GAGAAUGAAUAUCAUUGCAAUGCCUAUGAUAGCAGUUAUAAUUUGGCAUAUGAUGAACCCCCUCCGUUUGUAGAACGGCGGUUUGGGAGGUUGAGGGGCAGGCGUGACCUUCUCCGAAUGGUCGAUGAAAGUACUCCCAUCGUCACGCCCAAAUCGUGCGGCGUUCGUUUGACUUCCAAACGGUUCGACCCCGCUGGAAUGACGUGCAGUAGGCCAGUGGGACAUCUUGAACUGUCUCUCUCUUUUUCUCGGCGACGGUGGUUGGAGAAGGGAGAGUGCUCGCUUUAUGCACAGGGACUUGCAGAUGCGAGAACUCUACGAGGGAGUCGGCUAAGAGGUUCGGGGAAGGCGCGCGAGAGAGGGAUGUUUUUGGAGACCAAAAGAAUUGAAGAGGCCAAUAACGAAAGGAAUGUGAGUGGCCAGGCGCGCAGAGAACUUCGAAACCCAAAUGCGAAUUUGGUAGGGGCCAAGAUCGCACAGAAAGGCGACUGUUUACGUGCUUGGCUUUUGUUUCAGGCCUUUUGUGUGUUUGCUGCGUUACCAUCAUGGAGGGAGAUGAACGGGGUAUACGGCUCUCCCAAUGGCCGUUGGGAGCCGGAGGGAGUGCACACAUGGUGCACCGAGUCGGCGACUGUGAUGUUGCGGGGACUACGACAGAAACAGUUCACACUUCUGAAACUCGCUAGCGACGGCCUUUCUCCAUAUGGCUCGACCCCUUUCGAACGCCUUAAAAUUGAUGGAAUCAUUGUCAAAAGUACUACUCCGAUCUGUCUCAGCCCAUGUUCGCUGUCUUCAGGCCCCUGGAUUGGAGCUCCAGAUGCCCCUUGA
Messenger RNA from Acaulospora colombiana, 828 nucleotides. The record is from the annotation of a GenBank genome assembly. Lineage: Eukaryota; Fungi; Glomeromycota; Glomeromycetes; Diversisporales; Acaulosporaceae.